AUGGACAAUAUUCAGUUUGAAUGCGUCAAGCUGUUUUACCCUUACCUGAAGACGUCUUCCCUCCACAGGGACUUCCUGUUCGCCAGUGGCUCUGAGGCCAUUGCAAUCUCAGCCUUUAUGAAAAAUGAAAAUCCGUAUGUGUCGAUAUCGCAUGAGGGACACAUUGAAUCUAGGAUAUAUCACGAGUCGGGAUGCGAGGCUGAUAUGUUGGAGGGCUCGGAGGUGGGACGGCACUCGCCGCCCCGGCCGCAACAGGAGCCCAUCAAUCUCAAGAAUGAGGUAAGUCCACCG
Messenger RNA from Iphiclides podalirius (scarce swallowtail), 291 nucleotides. The record is from the annotation of a GenBank genome assembly. NCBI's taxonomy places the organism in Eukaryota, Metazoa, Arthropoda, Insecta, Lepidoptera, Papilionidae.